UUCCGUCAAGUUUUAUUUAUCAUUCAUUACAGUUUGUCGAUUUGCCGACAGACCGUCACCUCUCUACCUCUCAAGAUGAGGCCGUUCUACCCUAUCCUGCUCGUCGGCGUCCUCGGUCCCGUCUCCGCGAAACACCGCUCACGUAUCCGCCCGGUAGACGAAUCCAAGCUCCCCUUUCCCAAGGGACCUUUGGUAUGGGGCGAUGUCAACUUCGUACACACGACGGAUAUUCACGGUUGGGUGUUAGGCCACCAUCAUUCCACCUGGCCAGAACCUAAUUACUCGGCCAACACUGGCGACCUCUACUCCUUCCUCACUCACCUCCGCUCUCAAGCGGAUAAAGCCGGUGUGGACCUCUUGCUUGUGGAUUCGGGAGAUCAUCAUGAUGGAGCGGGGAUCGUCUCUGUCUAUCCCAACACACAGGAGCACAGCCAACACUAUCGAUCAGGCGGAUCCGUCGUCGACUACCACUUAUCCAAGCUCGGGUAUGACGUCCUCGCGAUAGGCAAUCACGAGUUAUACAAGUACCCGGACGCGCUGCAGGUCGCUGACGAUGUAAGGGAUGGGAUCUGGGACAAGGUGGACCGGAAGAACGGAGGGGAGACGAGCACGAGGUUCUUGACGAGCAACGUCGAGAUCACGCUGGACGGACGGAACAGGUCGGAGUCGAUCGGAGCGAGAUAUAGCAAGUUCAAGACGAGGAUGGGAAAAGAUGUCACGGCUUUCGGGGUGCUUUACAACUUUUCCUUCAAUGCCAAGAAUACUGCGAUUCAGCCACUCAGGGAGAUGGUCCGCGAAUCCUGGUUCUUGGAAGCGAUCCAAGAUCGACCCGAUUUCUUUAUCGUCGCAGGUCACAUGUCGAUCAACAGGGCCGAUAGCGAAUGGCAACUCCUCCUAGAUGCGAUCAGGGAGGUUCACGAAGACGUCCCGGUGUUCAUCUUCGGGGGACACAAUCAUGUCAGAAACUGCGAACGGUUGGAUGGAAACUCGAUCUCGUUCGCUGGAGGAAGGUAUAUGGAGACGGUCGGAUGGGUCUCAGCGAACCUGACGAAGAACGAAUCGAACGAGAUGGACGUCUCUAGGCGGUACCUCGACAGCAACCGGAGAUCCUUCAAAUAUCACGCUCGAGUGCCAGAUCACAAGUUUGACACGCACGAGGGCAAAGCCAUCUCCGAAUCGCUCUUCAAGACGUUUGAUCGAUGGAACCUGUCCAGCGUACUCGGACAUGCGCCGCAGAGCUACUUUCUCUCCCGAUAUCCCGUCACGGACGACAGAUCGCUCUUGAAAAAGUUGAUGGACGAUGUCUUGCCCGCGACAGUAUACGACGACAAGGUGCUUCAGCACGGGCGGAAGAGGAUUUAUCUGGCCAAUUCGGGUUGUCAGCGAUUCGAUAUAUUCAAGGGAGAGUUCACGAUCGACGACCAAUACUCUAUUUCCCCUUUUUCGAGCCCGUUCGUCCAGAUCACUUUGCCCGCGCGCAUCGUGCGCGUCUUGAGACAAAAGAUGAACGACGAAGGGGCUAGCCAGUUCGCUCCCAGUCCUGCUCUUGAACAGGGCAUGAGCGAAGAGGUCGUCCGCAAGGCUUUCGAUGCGAGCAUGGUCAAGCAGCGACAGGACUAUGAAGAUCGAAGACAGAGGGAGCUCGAGUUCCUCAGGUUAGCCUAUGGACAGACGGUGUUUGAUGCGGAGGUCGAACGGGAGAGCGAUCUCGUACAUAGGUAUGGUUACGUGACGGAGGAUAAUUGUGGUCCAGUUGGAAGCGGAGAUGACGUCGAGCAUGUGCCAGUACCUUAUGCUCCAGUCCCGGACUACGUCAGUACAACUUUCCCUGAGGGAGUCGAUGACGAGGAGCCCGUCUUUGUGAUCGCUAUGACGUUCUUCUUGAACGAUGUCGUCAAGGCCGUCAGCAAGAUCGAUCCGGCAUACCCUCCCAUCACCUAUUCCGACUUUGAACCGUGUGGAGACUCGAGCAUGACCUCGAAUCAGGUCUGGGGACAUUACGCUCGAAAGCAUUGGAACUGAGAGAAGCCUAGUAUCAUGGAUUUCGUAUUAUAGAU
This is a messenger RNA of Filobasidium floriforme, 2057 nucleotides long. Its product is annotated as vacuolar protein. Gene Ontology annotation, molecular function: hydrolase activity. Gene Ontology annotation, cellular component: cytosol. The record is from RefSeq and is a predicted model, not a curated record. The coding region runs from base 76 to 2022 and encodes 648 amino acids. Gene Ontology annotation, biological process: nucleotide catabolic process. NCBI's taxonomy places the organism in Eukaryota, Fungi, Basidiomycota, Tremellomycetes, Filobasidiales, Filobasidiaceae. The transcript is spliced from 17 exons.